Molecule: messenger RNA, 414 nt
Organism: Camellia sinensis
Lineage: Eukaryota; Viridiplantae; Streptophyta; Magnoliopsida; Ericales; Theaceae
Source: RefSeq, a predicted model, not a curated record
CAAUUGCUAAACGAGAUGAGGAGAGUCGGUGUGUUGUUCUUCGAGGAGUGUCCAAUGGCUGAGAAGCUCAGGUACUCUUGCGAUUCCAAUUCGUUUGCUUCUGAAGGCUAUGGAAGCCGUUUGUUGGUUUCAUCCAAUGAUACAGCGUUGGAUUGGAGAGAUUACUUCGGUCAUCAUACUUUGCCUCUUUCUUGCCGGAAUCCCGAUCGCUGGCCUCACUUUCCUCCUAAUUAUAGGGAAGUUGUAGCAGAGUAUGGUGAUCGUAUGAAGGUCCUCGCUCAGAGGCUCUUGAGCUUGAUAUAUGAGAGUCUAGGCCUGCCAUCUUCACGGAUUAAAGAGGCCGUUGGAGAAUUCUACCAGAAUAUCACAGUUAGCUAUUACCCACCUUGCCCACAGCCAGAGCUCUCUCUCUAG